CCCCGCUCUAUCCGCGAAUGUUUGCGUGUUUUCUUCGGGUUUGAAAACCAUAAGUUGUACGUUGCGAGCAUAAACUUACUAAUAAGGAAGUGAAGUGGCGUUCAGAAAUUCAUGGUUUUUGUUAGUGAUCAUCGUAUUCUAGAAACGUUCAAAUCAUGGCAGAUGUCCAACCGAAACUUGGAGUACCCGAAGAUAUGUUGGAGUUAAAAUUAGAUCCUCAACAGAGCAGGUUCGAAAAAUCCUUGGGCUUACUCACCACUCGUUUUGUUUCGUUACUUCAGUCAGCUCCCGAUGGUAUUUUACACCUUAAAGUGGCUGCAGAUGCAUUAGAAGUCAAACAAAAAAGAAGAAUUUAUGACAUUACCAAUGUGCUAGAGGGCAUCGGGCUCAUAGAGAAGAAAAAUAAAAAUAUCAUAAAAUGGAAAGGAUCAGCGCCAGGAUGUAGCACAGGUGACACUCAAGAAAGGCUAAAGAGGUUAAAACAAGAACUCACUUUGCUCGAAAAUUUGGAAGAAAAUGUAGACAAACACAUGCAGUGGGUGCAGCAGAGUAUAAAAAACGUUACGGAAGAUGAAGUCAACAGCAGACUUGCAUAUGUCUGUCAAGAAGAUGUUUGCCAAACUUUUGAUGAUGGUACCUUACUUGCCAUUCAAGCUCCCAACGGUACCUCUCUUGAGGUACCAACUGCCCAACAGAAAGGAGCAGACGGAAAGAAAGAACAUCAAAUCCAUUUAAAGUCUUCAACUGGCGAACCAAUCAACGUUUUGCUCGUUAGUGAAGGACUUGAGGAAGCCACAACUGUACAUCACACAGAAUCUCCAGAAUCCAGCAAGGAUGCUCAGAACAAGGAUAGGAGUAGUUCCAGCAAAAAAAUGAAACUGGAUUCCAACUUGCCUGAUGAAACCUCAGAUUCUGCUGUAGAUUCCUGCUUGGGUUCUCUCGUGCGAUUUAGUCCUCCCCCUGGAGAUAAAGAUUAUUAUUUCAAUUUGCUAGAAUCGGAAGGAUUGUGUGAUCUAUUUGAUAUUCCAGUCAAAGCAAAAGCAAAGUCAAAAUGAGUUAAAUGUGAUUCUUCAGCAAGCCAGUGAUUCAGAUAUUAAGUUUGCAAUGAGACGGAAUUCCACGGGUUUGCUGAGCUGGUGAAUGAUCUCCUCAGAAUUUACCCGAGCAGUUUUCUGUGUUAUUGACCCUUCUCCUGAUUUUUAUUACUGGAAGACUCUCUCAUUUAGAGGUCAUUACGUCUGUUAAAAAUAGGUUAGGAAUACAUCCUUUACUUCUCUCGGUUAUUGAUAAAUUUGAAAAACCUGUAAAUUUGUAAAUUACUCAUUUGCCUGGAUGCGUUGUUCAGAAUCUUCGGUAUUAUCUGAGUGAGGACUGUGCAGAAAAAUCCUCUCUCAGGUGAUAAAAAUAUCAGUUUACUUUAUUUUAUGAAUUAUUUUUAAAUUACCAUCUUGCCUAAACAAAUGUAGCAAGUUAUUCCCUGGAAAUGAGACCUAGCUUGUAAUCAGCGUUGCUAGGCGGAUAGGAUUUCUGCACCAUAUGUGAAUCAGGUUCGGUCUUGUUACAGAUGUGUGGGAAAUACAAAUUUCUGUGUUCGUCCCAUAUAUUUGGCAACACUGCCUCUAACUGGCUCUGAAUCAGAUGUUUUCUGCAAUAAUUUCUAAAAGCUGAGGAAAUACUCAGGAGGUAACAGAAUACAGAAUUGGUUAAGGGAACUGGGGAAAGUACCACGGAAGUUCCAAGUUCACCCAAUGAAAAGCGAAUUUGUCGGUAUUUUGGUCGGUGACUUGAGAAAGGGAUGAAGCAUAACUAUGGUGAAACUCCCAAACCACGUGUCUUGGUUUGCGAUGUAGCAGACCUCCUGUCACACUUCAUUUUUCAAAUGAAGAACUAUUCAUUGUCACUUCUUUCUUUGAUUUUUCUCUGCUGAAGAAGAAAACGUCUGAUAAAAGUUCAAGAAAUGGCGUUGAUUUGUUCUUCUUCACAGAAUUAAUAUGGAAGGGGAGAUUUUUAAACAUCGUAAACGAGAUACGUCAUUUAGGAGCCUUUUAUUGAUAAGGAAUUAGCGAAAAGGACAAGCUCUGCUUUAAAUAAGACAGUGUCCUUCUCAAAAAAGAAGUAUCCUCAGGAAUUAUGCAGGUUUUUUCUAAAAUUGAAUCUCUUAGUUCGACAGAGACCUAUCUCAAGAAAAUGUUGUCAGGAUAAAAACUGAGUAACAGCCACAAAUAUAGUGCUUCUACGCAAAAAAUGAACAUUGUAAAAAUUCCGAGUUGGAUCCUCUUCGAAUUGAGAGAUUCAAUUGAAUCGAUUUAGGAACACAGGGAAUUUUUCGUUUCAAAUGUCUCUGAGGUCCUGUAAAAAAACUUCCAAGUUUUUCCUCGUUGCGAAGUUAAAGAGGUAGGGUUCAUGAUGCCAAAAUUCGUGAGGAACCUCGAAUACUAGGAAAUUAUAAUGGAGACACUUUGAAGUCACUGAAUUGUUUGUUUCUUACUAUUCUAGAGAUCAUUCUUUUUCCGCGUUUGUAACGGAGACUGCUGAAGUAUCAAACAGCAUUGUCUGCACAUCUUAUGUUGCCCCGUUUUGAACAUAGAUGUAGCAGAAAAGAAAGGUAUAGGAAGAAAAAAUAUAAUCCAUGAGAUUAGACCAGUUGACCAUUAGCCCUUUUGAAUGCCAGAGAAUUUCUUCAUCAGUCUCAGAGUAUCCCUAAAAAUUUCUUCCAAAACCCUUGAUUCUGGGUUUUCAAAAGCUGUCAACAACCCUACCCAACGACUGUAAAUUACCAAAAAAUUCCAAAUUUUUAGGCAAAUCUUCAAAAUUUUAAGAAGAAUACUAAAGCUUUUUUCUAACUUUCUUAGCUUUUCCAAAGGCGACCCAUUUCUCAGGAUGUUGUGAUUUUGUCAUCCUUAAUGUUAAAUUUAAUCAGGGGAAGAAAAUUAAUUUUCCAAAAUAUUCUAACAAAAUUUUGAUUUGGAUUGCAAAAUUCUUCUUUCUGAAAUGCGUUUUAAUACCGCAGGCAAAAUCACUCAAUCAUCAGUAACACCUAAAUAUGUUAGCGCUUUGUGUUAUUUCAAGAAAAAACCAGUUUGUUGGUGAAAUCUUAUCCAAAAUUUUAAACUCUCAUUAGCCCCUGUAAAUACUUCCAAAAGAGAGUGAUGGAAGGAACAGACAUUGCAUUCCGACUCAAUGUUAUCCUCAAUUCUAGAAUGUUGCCCCCUGAGUGAUACAACAAGCCUUAAAAAAUUAUUCUUUUUGGACUGAUCAUGAUAGCAUAAAUUAUAUACUUUUUUCUAAGAUUUUUUUUUUUGGUUAUCAGAAUUGUUUGCACAAAAAACCAUCAUUUUUUAUUUUUUUUAUUAAUUUUUUGUCUUCUGUAAGCAAUUGUAUGAGGACUUAUUUUUGAAUGUCUAGGGUAAAAACGACCUUGGUUCCUGGAAGUGUUUGCAGCAGUGACUUUUGAUGUUAGGUCGAAAAAUUGGAUUUUAAGUACACGACAGACUAAGCACCUGAGUGUCCUGAAAAAUAAGUUUAGAGCGGUUAAUCAUAUGUAUUUGCUUGCAGAAUGCAUGCUGAGAUAAGAUGCAGGCCAAUUUGGACUUGUAAAAUCGGCACUUAAAAUGCAACCCAAACACGUUAAGUUGUUCAUUUUAGUGUCGAGGGAAACUUAGAAUCGCAUUUGAUAAUUUUGCGCCUUGAGCAUAAUAGAUUAGAAUUUAUUACAGCUUUUUCUGUAAGCUACCUUUGUGAGUUGCAAAUGUAACACCACCGUAAGCCCAGUUUGAUUUGACUUUUUUGUCCUAAAAGGUCUGUAAAACAUUCCUGUAUGCUCUUGUAUCCGUAACUCGAAUUUGAGUUGCGUUUUGAGGCCCGUUUUCCCCCUGACAGUUACCUACAUAUUGUCAUUUUUCAUUACUCUGCUUUGAAACAUUAACAAGUAACAAUUAUAAGUAAUUAUGAGAAGAAGAUACAGUGAAUGUCUGUUCCAAUGAAACUGGUCUUUUCAAGUUUUCACAGAGUCAUUUUGUCGCUCAAGGGCAUAUCUACAGUUCACAAAUGAAAGCAGAGUUGUGUCUUUACCAGCAAGGGUUAUUACUUCUAAGGUUGCAGUGAGAGAGAUGUAAAAGUAUAGGAUGAGUCUGUAAGAAGCCGUGUCUCUACUGUAGCUUCAUAAAAGUUUUGAAGUGCAGAUAUCAGUCAAGUUGGAAGGGAAAAUUUCGUUCUUCGAAGAGAGUUUUUUAACCUCAGCUUCGUCUAGAAAGUGGAUUCUGACAAUAUUGAGACAGCGUAUUCUUUUAUGACAAGGCUUUUUCAACUUUGUAAAUCCAUAAAAUAUCCCCGAUCUCUUUUCAUCUUUAUUUGUGGUGCAAAAAUUAGUUUCUCAAAUUGGUACCGAUUCAUUUGUACUCAGUGUUCCUCCCUCCCUGAGUGCCAUGCGCCUCAAAAUCAAACUUCGGUGCAUAUAAAUAGGGGGGGGGGGGGGCUAUCCUUGUGCCUGAGAAAGUUGACAAUUUUUUAAACUUGCAAUGCAGCAGUAGCGUGACGCGUAUAAGUUACCUGUGCUCAUAAAUAAUUGUAAAUGGCUUAUACUAUUUGAACUUGUGGGCCAAAGUGGCUCCUAAUAUUUAAGAGGAAAAGCAGAACACGGUUUGCUCUUUUUGAUCUCAUCAUUGAAGCUUAGUUUAGAAUUCACACUCCUUUCAUGUUCUCAACAACUCAGGCUCCCAAUUUGAUGAGCAUGAAAUCUGGCUAUCUAGGGAAAAAAAGAUCAUCGUCUAUGGAAGCAAAAUUUUCAACUGAGUACUUUUAUUGAUAUGGGUUGAACACUUCGUUUGAGAUGCCGAUCUUUGGAAUUUCUCACCCUAAUCACAACAGAUCUGAAUUGUAAAUACAUAGUUUUUUUUCCAAAACUUUGUUUUUGGCCUGAAAACUUCAAGGAGCUACAACUCUGGUUUAAUUAGACACAUGUUUCCUCACAUUGGUAGCACACUGUUAUGUUGUGGUAUCGACAACUAAAUCGUGAGUGUUUGUGGAUAAAGGUCCCUCUUCCUGUAGGCACUCAUGAAUCUGGCCAAUUUUUUAUUUUAAAUGUUUCCUAAUUUUUUAGUCUGAUCUUGUUUGGUUGAAAGUAAGGAGUACCAAGUUGAACUAAUGGAUUGAUAAAUCAAAGAUCUGGCGAAGGGGCUAUUCAUAAAAUACGAAACGCUGAAAAUCCGAUUUUUUUUCCUACACUAGCACCCGCAACACAGUUUUACACCCCCGAACCAAAAAUAAGUAACGCUUCAUUUGACACCCCUUUUUCCUAACUUACUGCUUUAAAUUUACCAACUUACAGCGAUGUUUCAUAAAUUUUGGAAAAAUUUGUUCUUUGUCCCUACUCUAAUGUUUCAUCAAGCAGGCUCAGACCCCUCACUCUCUCUUUAAAUUGUUACGCACUUUAUUUACAGGCCCUGAAUUAAUUAAUAAUUCAUAACUAAAUAUUCUAAAUAUUACUGUGUGAUGGUAUGACAAAGUUUUUACCUAUUCUACCUACAUUUAACCUAAUUCAGGAGAACAUGUCAAGACCAGACUAUUAACUCUGUACGUCCGCUUUGAAAGUUCUAAGACUCAACUUUUGAAAAGUUUGAUUUCCUUUCAUUAAUUUCCUCCGCCACGAAAGUUUAGAAAUAGCUUUGAGAUAUUCUUAACCCACGAGCUGUUUUAUAAUAAUUGCUAAAUUCUGUCGGAUUAAUAAUUAUACAUUUUGGUUGAUUAGUAUUUUAAAGUUUAUAAGUGAAUAUUGUUUGUAUCUUUAACACAGCCUGAUCAGGGAUGAAAUAAAUUAUUUUGAAAUGAC
Messenger RNA from Bemisia tabaci, 5827 nucleotides. Its product is annotated as E2F transcription factor 2. Gene Ontology annotation, cellular component: RNA polymerase II transcription regulator complex. The record is from RefSeq and is a predicted model, not a curated record. NCBI's taxonomy places the organism in Eukaryota, Metazoa, Arthropoda, Insecta, Hemiptera, Aleyrodidae. Gene Ontology annotation, biological process: regulation of transcription by RNA polymerase II. Gene Ontology annotation, molecular function: protein dimerization activity; RNA polymerase II cis-regulatory region sequence-specific DNA binding; DNA-binding transcription factor activity, RNA polymerase II-specific.